Annulohypoxylon truncatum is the source of this 1141-nucleotide messenger RNA. RefSeq names its product alpha/beta-hydrolase. The transcript has 2 exons. NCBI's taxonomy places the organism in Eukaryota, Fungi, Ascomycota, Sordariomycetes, Xylariales, Hypoxylaceae. Gene Ontology annotation, molecular function: hydrolase activity. The coding region runs from base 140 to 898 and encodes 252 amino acids. The record is from RefSeq and is a predicted model, not a curated record.
UGAGAGUUUUAUUCUAUUUCCAACUGAGAGAUAAAUAAGUACUUUAUCAGCCAUUUAUUUUCGCGAAUCUCAGUUGAUCGCCUCAACGCUUAAUUAGGUUGAACUUCGAUUAUCAAUAAUCAUUCCCCUCAAAUUCACGAUGGCGAGCAAAGGAUGUAACGAUAUCCCACCAGUGUCUUCAGACUAUGUUCCAAGGGGAACUUAUGAGACUAUUGCCGGCUUGAAGACAUACGUCAUCGGUCCGCAGUCUCCCCAAACUGCGAUCAUCGAUAUCUACGAUGUCUUCGGGCUAGCGCCUCAAACGCUGCAAGGCGCCGACCGUCUGUCAUCGUCUCUCAACGCGCUUGUCAUCGUGCCGGAUUUCUUUGACGGCGUGUACAUGCAGGAAGCCUGGAUGCCGCCCGAUACGGAAGAGAAAAAGGCGGCCAUGGCAAAGUUCCGGGAAGAGCGGGCCGCCAUCCCGAAGAACGUCGAGAAACUGCUCGAGGUGCGCAAAGCGGCUGGUGAGAAGUGGCCUUCAACCGGAGACCGCUGGGGAGUCUUCGGGCUGUGCUGGGGCAGCAAGAUCGGGAUUCUGGCCUGCGGUAAAGACAAUGAGGGGUCGGGAAGGGUGUUCAAGGUGAGCGGGACCGCACAUCCGAGCCGCCUGGAGGCCGCGGACGCGGAAGCCCUGACGGUACCGUAUAUUUGUCUAGCUUCCCCCGGGGAGCCGGCCGAUAUUGUGGCGCAGUAUAAGGAGAUUUUAGAAGGACCUGGGAAGGUUGGGGUUGUGGAGACGUACGGAAGUAUGUUCCAUGGUUGGAUGGGGGCUAGAGCAAAGCUGGACGAUGAGAACAACAAGAAAGAGUAUGAGAGGGGUUACAACCAGGUUGCUGAGUUCUUCGGGAAGUAUCUAUAGAAAGCAAUUAUGAGGCACCAUCUUUUGGACGAUUUGUGUAAAAGAUGAUGAAUUAUAGCCUAUCCCCUACCGCACGUGGAGGAUAGAUCCGUGGAGUUGCCGAAGACCCGCUUCGCUGCUUAGCAGUUGAAUCAACUGUUACAACAGUAGUCCUCAUAAUCUCAUUAGGCAUGCGCUCUACACCUGUUUCCUCAUCAUAAAUGCUAUUCACCCAGCUAUGCUCGUUUCUCCCGCAUCGAGCGG